GAAAGCUCCAACUUAGAUGGUGAAAAAGACCAUUUGCAGCACAAGCUGAGUAAAGAACUAAAGACUAGUUUGUAGUUGGGACUACUAAGUGCAGCACCAGCAGCAGCAGCAGCGCCACCACCAGCCACCAGAAACGCCACCUCUCUGACUAGGAAAGGUUGUCAAGGUUAGAAAAGUGAACCAUCUCCUCACCAUAACUUGCUUUCAUUGCAAUAUCUUCACAGCUACACUUCCAUCUUUUGUUUGUUUCUCUCACAUGCAUGUUUCAUUGCGUGCUGUGAAUUUUAAGCAUCCUUAGUUCCCACCCUACAUGCAUGUUGUCCCUUAGAGUGGACUUUAACCUCAGCAGCAGCACCAUCACUAUCACUAUCACCCCAUCAACCCCAUUUGUUAACCUUCACUUCUUUACCUUUUCAAAUCACUAAUGGAGAAAACAACCCAUAUCAUUAGCUGCUGUUGCUGCUUGCUCUGUUUCUUCUUAACCAUAACACCUACUCUAGUCACUUCUCUGUCUCCUGAUGGAAAAGCCCUUCUCUCCCUCCUUACAUCUGCAGAUGCUUCUUCGACAUCAUCUUCAUCCAUUCUUUCUUCUUGGAACCCAUCACACUCCACACCCUGUUCAUGGCAGGGCGUGACAUGCUCUCCACAAGACAGAGUCAUCUCUCUUUCUCUCCCAAACACAUUCCUCAACCUUUCUUCACUUCCUCCACAACUCUCUACGCUCUCAUCUCUGCAAUUCCUCAAUCUUUCCACCACCAAUAUAUCUGGUCCCAUCCCUCCCUCGUUCGGUUUGCUUACCCACCUACGCCUUCUUGACCUCUCUUCCAAUUCUCUUACGGGAUCAAUCCCACCGGAGCUUGGCACGCUCACGUCGCUUCAGUUUAUUUUUUUGAAUUCAAAUCAUCUGUCGGGUUCCAUUUCUCGGCAGCUUGCGAACCUCUCGUCCCUGCAAGUCCUCUGUCUCCAAGACAAUAUCUUGAAUGGUUCCAUACCUUCGCAACUGGGCUCAUUGGUCUCUCUCCAAGAGUUUCGUAUCGGAGGGAACCCAUACCUCACCGGUGAAAUACCUCCCCAGUUAGGAUUAUUGACUAAUCUCACCACAUUCGGCGCUGCGGCGACUGGGCUCUCUGGUGUGAUACCCCCAACGUUCGGGAACUUGAUCAAUCUUCAGACAUUGGCGCUUUAUGAUACCGAGGUAUUUGGUCCGAUUCCUCCUGAACUGGGUUUGUGUUCGGAGCUCCGGAAUUUGUAUCUGCACAUGAACAAGCUCACGGGUUCAAUCCCACCUCAACUGGGCAAGUUGCAGAAGCUUACAAGCUUGCUUCUUUGGGGCAAUUCUAUAACAGGACCAAUCCCAUCUGAGCUCUCGAACUGUUCAUCCCUUGUAGUACUUGACGCUUCUGCAAACGAUAUUUCUGGUGAGAUCCCAACUGAUUUUGGGAAGCUAGUGGUUCUUGAACAGCUUCAUCUAUCAGAUAAUUUACUCUCGGGUCCAAUUCCAUGGCAGUUGAGUAACUGUACAAGUCUAACUACUCUUCAGCUUGAUAAGAACCAAUUAUCAGGGCCUAUUCCGUGGCAGGUUGGUAAUUUGAAAUUUUUGCAGUGUUUAUUUUUGUGGGGUAAUUCAGUUUCUGGAACUAUUCCUUCUUCUUUUGGAAACUGCACUGAGCUUUAUGCUCUUGAUCUUUCGGGGAACAAAAUUACUGGGUCUAUUCCAGAAGAAAUUUUUGGUUUACAGAAGCUGAGCAAGCUUCUGCUUCUCGGGAAUUCGUUGUCAGGUGGGUUGCCUCGAAGCAUCUCAAAAUGCCAGUCUCUUGUGAGGUUGAGGCUUGGAGAGAACCAGUUCUCAGGUCAGAUUCCAAAGGAGAUAGGUCAGUUGCAGAAUCUCGUCUUCCUUGACUUGUACACCAAUCACUUCUCUGGUGCCCUUCCUUCUGAAAUUGCCAAUAUCACGGUUCUUGAGCUACUGGAUGUGCACAACAACUACAUAACUGGAGAAAUCCCGUCUCAGUUGGGAGAGCUUGUAAAUUUGGAGCAGCUUGAUCUUAGCCGGAACAGUUUCACAGGUGAAAUUCCUUGGAGCAUUGGAAAUUUCAGUUACUUGAACAAGCUAAUUCUCAACAAUAACUUAUUCACUGGGUUGAUCCCCAAGUCUAUUCAGAACUUACAAAAAUUAACUCUACUCGAUCUGAGCUUCAACAGCCUCUCUGGUCCAAUCCCCUCGGAAAUAGGUUAUGUGACAAGCUUGACAAUUAGUUUGGACUUGAGCUCAAACAGGUUCACAGGAGAAAUCCCUAAAGAGAUGUCACUUUUAACUCAGUUGCAGUCACUUGAUCUGUCCAAUAACGUGCUCUAUGGAGGAAUUGAAGUUCUGGGUCAUUUAACCAGUCUCACUUCUUUGAAUAUUUCCUUCAACAAUUUCUCUGGUCCUAUCCCUGUAACUCCAUUCUUCAAGACUCUAUCUUCAAACUCGUACCUCCAGAAUCCAAAGCUCUGUGAAUCCUUUGAUGGCUCUACUUGUUCCUCAAGGAUGCUUCAACGAAUUGGCCUAAAGUCUGCCAAAACUAUAGCUGUAAUAUCUGUGACUCUAGCAUCGGUGACAUUUGUUAUUCUUGCAUCUUGGCUUCUGGUAACCCGGAAUCGGAAGUACAUGGCUGAGAAGUCCUCAGGUUCAUCAGCCUUUACAUCAGGUGCUGAAGAUUUCUCAUAUCCUUGGACUUUUAUCCCAUUUCAGAAGUUCAAUUUCACUAUUGAAAACAUUCUUGAGUGCCUGAAAGAUGAGAAUGUGAUUGGGAAAGGUUGUUCUGGGAUUGUUUAUAAAGCUGAGAUGCCCAGUGGAGAAUUGAUAGCUGUGAAGAAGCUUUGGAAGACGAAGGAAGAAGAUCCUGUGGAUUCUUUUGCGGCAGAAAUUCAAAUUCUUGGACACAUCCGCCACCGAAACAUCGUGAAGCUUCUUGGUUACUGCUCAAAUAAAUGCGUUAAGCUCCUGCUUUACAACUACAUUCCGAAUGGAAACCUUCAACAGCUUUUGCAGGAGAACAGGAACUUGGAUUGGGAAACCAGGUAUAAGAUUGCUGUAGGUUCCGCCCAGGGUCUUUCCUAUCUUCAUCACGAUUGUGUGCCGGCAAUUCUUCACAGGGAUGUCAAGUGCAAUAAUAUACUUCUGGAUUCCAAGUAUGAAGCUUAUCUGGCAGAUUUUGGACUGGCCAAGCUGAUGAGCUCUCCCAGUUAUCACCAUGCCAUGUCAAGAGUUGCAGGUUCUUAUGGGUAUAUUGCACCAGAGUAUGGCUACACGAUGAACAUAACAGAGAAGAGUGAUGUCUACAGCUAUGGGGUUGUCUUGCUGGAGAUCCUUAGUGGUCGUAGUGCAAUAGAGUCCCACAUUGGUGAUGGGCUACAUAUAGUAGAGUGGGUGAAGAAGAUGGGAAGCUUUGAGCCUGCUAUAACCAUUUUGGAUUCAAAGCUUCAGGGAUUAACUGAUCAGAUGGUGCAGGAAAUGCUGCAAACACUAGGCAUUGCAAUGUUCUGUGUGAAUUCAUCACCAUCAGAGCGGCCCACCAUGAAGGAAGUGGUCGCGUUGUUAAAGGAGGUGAAGAGCCCACCUGAAGAAUGGGGAAAGACUUCACAACCUCUCAUAAAGCAGCCAUCAAACCCAAGCUGAAAGUUACUCUCCUUGUCUUAUUCUGAGAAAUCUCUCAAAUUAUGAUUUAUUCUCCUUACCAUGAGAAAGAAAGAGCUGGAAUAAGUUCUGCGUUGAAGCAAUUCAUUUUCGGGUGUUGAUGGUGGUCCUUGGUUCUCAUUUGUAUAGAAAUGACACAUUCAAACAACAUAGUUACCUUGUUUUCUUC
Messenger RNA from Telopea speciosissima, 3848 nucleotides. Its product is annotated as LRR receptor-like serine/threonine-protein kinase RGI5. Bases 425 to 3661 code for a protein of 1078 amino acids. Gene Ontology annotation, molecular function: protein kinase activity; ATP binding; receptor serine/threonine kinase binding. NCBI's taxonomy places the organism in Eukaryota, Viridiplantae, Streptophyta, Magnoliopsida, Proteales, Proteaceae. The transcript is spliced from 2 exons. The record is from RefSeq and is a predicted model, not a curated record. Gene Ontology annotation, biological process: protein phosphorylation.